UUGUUACAGUUCCUAGUAUUCCAACCAGCUUGAAAAAUAAACACACAGACUAGUGUACCUUAAGCAUGUCUUCUCCCUAUGGCAAAGUUGAUGAACACGAGCAAAUAUUGUUAGAAGCCAAGAGGAAAACCAGGAAGAGAAUCACAAUCAUAAGCUUGUCCUCAAUAGUCUUGGUUGGUGUUGUGUUUGCUUCUGUUUUUGGAACACUUAACAACAACUCCAAAAGUGGCAAUAAUGCUAAUUCUUCUGAAUCAGUAACGAGUUCGGUGAAGGCGGUGUGUGAUGUGACGCUGUACAAGGACUCGUGCUAUAGAAGCCUUGGCUCUGCUGUGGAUUCAGGGGAUGUUCAGCCUGAGGAGCUGUUCAAGGUGUCCAUUGAAGUGGCCUUAGCUGAAGUGUCUAGAGCUGUUGGGCAUUUCAAUGAAGAUGGGGGUGUUUUCAAAGGGUUGAAUGAUGCAAAGAUCAAAGAAGCUGUGAGGAUUUGCAGGGAUGUUUUGGAUCUUGCUGUUGAUCAUUUGAAUAGCUCUUUGAGUACUUCAGGGGAAAGUUCUUCCCUUCUUAAGGUUUUUGAGGAUCUUCAAACAUGGUUAAGUGCUGCAGGUACAUACCAGCAGACAUGCAUUGAAGGCUUUGAAGAUGCAAAAGAACCAUUGAAGGAAAAGGCAGAAACCUAUCUCAAAAACGCUACAGAACUCACCAGCAACAGUCUUGCCAUCAUUACCUGGAUCAACAAGGCCGCAAGCACCGUGAACUUGAGGCGCUUACUGAGUUCACUACCUCAUCAGAACGAAGCACCGAAAUGGCUUCAUUCAAAUGACAGGAAGCUGCUUCAAACACAGGAUUUGAGAUCAAAAGCUCAUAUUGUUGUGGCCAAAGAUGGAAGUGGGAAAUACAAAACUAUUUCUGCUGCACUUAAGCAUGUCCCUGAUAAGAGCACCAAGAGGACUGUGAUCUAUGUGAAGAAAGGGCUUUACUAUGAAAAUGUCAGGGUGGAGAAGACCAAAUGGAAUGUGAUGAUCAUUGGAGAUGGCAUGACUGCUACAAUUGUGUCUGGAAGGCUUAACGUUGUUGAUGGCACACCAACAUUUUCAAGUGCAACAUUUGCUGUGUUUGGAAGGAAUUUCAUAGCUAGAGACAUGGGUUUUCGCAAUACAGCUGGUCCUCAAAAGCACCAAGCAGUAGCACUGAUGACAAGUGCUGAUCAAGCAGUUUUCUACAAGUGUCACAUUGAUGCAUAUCAGGACACACUCUAUGUUCAUGCCAAUCGUCAAUUCUAUAGAGAAUGCUACAUUUAUGGCACAGUGGACUUCAUUUUUGGAAAUUCAGCAGCAGUGAUCCAAAACUGCAACAUUUUGCCAAAGGUACCAAUGCAUGGGCAGCAGAUCACAAUCACAGCACAAGGCAAAACUGACCCUAACAUGAACACAGGAAUCUCAAUUCAGUAUUGCAAUAUUGCACCCUUUGGGAACUUGAGUUCUGUCCAAACUUACCUAGGAAGACCCUGGAAGAAUUACUCAACCACAGUUUACGUAAGGUCCAGAAUGGACAGCUUUGUUAACCCAAAGGGAUGGUUACCAUGGGUAGGGAACUCAGCACCAGACACCAUCUUUUAUUCAGAAUUUCGGAAUGUUGGACCAGGUGCUUCAACAAAGAAUAGAGUGAAGUGGAAGGGUUUGAGAACCAUUACUAGUAAACAAGCCAGCAAGUUUUCAAUCAAGUCUUUUCUUCAAGGAGAUAGAUGGAUUCCUUCAUCAGGUGCCCCUUUUAAGUCUGAUCUGUGAGUGCAGCCACAAGAUGCAAAUUCUCCCUUUUGUCAUUACAGUAAUGAUAUAUAGAUAUCCAAACACUGCAGACAUUCCACAGACACCUCAUUUUCUCUAUAUAUCUCUCUUAUCACAUUCAUCAUGUAUCUAUCUUCUCUCCAUUUCUCACCCUGGGUGUCUGCAUUAUGCGGGUGUCUACGGAUGAUUAUCCUUGUCAGAAUUGUCUCCACUUCUGUUAUUUUUUCCCUUUCCCAUGAUCUUCUUGAUUUUGUAUAUUUUGAGACUGUAAGUUGAUUCUUUUGAUUAAUAUUUCUUUAAAACUCUAUUGAACCAAAAUAAAGGCUGCACUGAGAUAGCAGAGUAAUUGUGGAUUAGUACGAAUUGCUUUGCAAUAUAUUCCAUUACUUCAACA
This is a messenger RNA of Lotus japonicus, 2175 nucleotides long. RefSeq names its product putative pectinesterase/pectinesterase inhibitor 24. The record is from RefSeq and is a predicted model, not a curated record. Lineage: Eukaryota; Viridiplantae; Streptophyta; Magnoliopsida; Fabales; Fabaceae. The transcript has 3 exons. The coding region runs from base 66 to 1781 and encodes 571 amino acids. Gene Ontology annotation, biological process: cell wall modification. Gene Ontology annotation, molecular function: pectinesterase inhibitor activity; pectinesterase activity.